UACAUUGGUAGAGGUACCACUUCUCCACAUAGAAUUCCCCAUACUCGAGUACAAUUCGGGAUGUGGAGGCCGGCAUUGAUGAAUGACUGCGACGUCUUACAUGGCUGCACACGUUACAGCACUCGUUGCGCUGGAGUGUUUAGGCGCCGGACCACGUAGGAAUACCGCAUGGCACCUCCCAGCAUGAUAUUUACGAUCCACGAAACGAAGACGAGUCAGCCAAAGUGCCGCGUCGAUCGGUAGUGGCGGAGAAUUUCCACGAGGCACGACACUGACGUAGCUUCCGCAUUGGGCAACGAUGCACAUCACGAUGUCCGCAAAGGCUGCCACAUCCACUUUCGGACCGACUUACAGAUACAAGAUGACUAUUCCGCCUCCGAGUUCGAUGAGUGUCCCCCACAUGCCAGACUGUUUGUGGGAUAUAUAAGAGUCGAGGUCCCCGUCAACAAUUUCUUGCUUAGCACACCGAACAAGUCAAUAUGCGGUCUUACACUUUCGCCUCGAGCGCUCUCCUUUCCAUCUCCGGAGUCGCAGGCUCUGUGCUGAUGAACAAUGGGCUCGCGGCUACACCUCAAAUGGGCUGGGAUAACUGGAAUGCCUACGGCUGUGAUGUCUCAGCCGACUUGUUACUCGAUAGUGCGCAAGCCAUGGCAGAUCUCGGCUUGAGAGACGUUGGCUAUCACUAUGUGAUUUUGGAUGAUUGCUGGUCUGAUGGACGAUAUGAGAACGGGUCACUACGACCGAAUUUUGAGAAGUUUCCAAAUGGGAUGGCGGCUAUUGCAGAUUACAUUCAUAGCCUCGGCAUGGGAUAUGGAAUGUAUUCCUCCGCUGGCAAAUAUACGUGUGCGCAGUAUGCUGGAAGCCUGGGUCACGAGACGACCGACGCAAAUACCUUCGCAAGCUGGGGCGUGGACUAUCUCAAGUAUGACAACUGCUACAAUGAAGGCCAAUCGGGCAACCCCAACAUCUCCUACGCGCGCUACGAAAAGAUGUCAACUGCUCUGAACAACACCGGCCGACCAAUCCUGUACUCGAUGUGCAAUUGGGGUCAAGAUCGACCCUGGGACUGGGCGUUCACCAUCGCCAACUCGUGGCGUGCGACUGGCGACAUCACCGACUUCUUCGACCGACCCGACGUUAGAUGUCCGUGCGAGGACAAGGAGGGUCUGAACUGCGAGUUCCCGGGCUUUCACUGCAGUGUGAUGAACAUUAUCAACAAGAUGGUCUGGACGAUUCAGCGAUCGCAGCCUGGCGGGUGGAAUGAUCUGGACGCGCUUGAAGUCGGAAACGGCGGAAUGAGUGAUGAAGAAUACAAAUUGCACAUGACCAUGUGGGCCAGCAUGAAAUCACCCCUCCUCAUCGGCACCAACGUCCAAACCCUCGACGCAAAAAGCUACUCCAUCCUAACCAACCCCGCCAUCCUCGCCCUCUCUCAAGACCCAGCAGGCGCGGCCAUCAUCCGCAGAUGGAGCUACCAGGUCCCCCAAAAGGACAUUUUCGGCGUGGGAGAAGUCCAGAUGUUCUCCGGCAGCUUGUCCAAUGGUGACUACGCCGUCGUCCUGCUCAACGCCGCCACAGACGAAAUGCACAUGAACGCCACGGCCGGUGACAUCUUCGUCGACGAAGGCGGCAAGAUCUCCGCUGCGGCGAAGAGCGCAUGGGACGUGUACGAUCUCUGGGCGAACCGCAUGCCGGACUCUGUUGCCAAUCAGAUCCUCCAGUCGAAUGGUACGGCUGGCUUCUCGGCGGCGCAGAACUACUACUACAAUGCGACGGCCCAGAGUUACGCGGACGGUAUCGCUGCGAAUGAUACUUUGUUGAUGGGGACGAAGGUUGGGACGCUGGAGGCGCUGGGGACGUUGAAGGCGAUGGUGCCGGCGCAUGGGGUGAUGGCGUACAGGUUACGGCCUUCCAAUGCCACGGCUGUGAGCAAGAGGGACGAGUUGUAGAUCAAGUUUUGAUAGCGCGCAAUGCAAAAGGCGUAUUUUUCGUGAGUUCACCCGCUCGACGGUACACAAGUCGUU
Neohortaea acidophila is the source of this 2024-nucleotide messenger RNA. Its product is annotated as alpha-galactosidase. NCBI's taxonomy places the organism in Eukaryota, Fungi, Ascomycota, Dothideomycetes, Mycosphaerellales, Teratosphaeriaceae. The transcript is spliced from 5 exons. The record is from RefSeq and is a predicted model, not a curated record. Gene Ontology annotation, biological process: carbohydrate metabolic process. Bases 480 to 1949 code for a protein of 489 amino acids. Gene Ontology annotation, molecular function: alpha-galactosidase activity.